Molecule: messenger RNA, 1006 nt
Organism: Epinephelus lanceolatus (giant grouper)
Lineage: Eukaryota; Metazoa; Chordata; Actinopteri; Perciformes; Serranidae
Gene: prdx5
Product: peroxiredoxin 5
Biological process (GO): hydrogen peroxide catabolic process; cell redox homeostasis; cellular response to oxidative stress
Cellular component (GO): cytoplasm; peroxisome; mitochondrion
Molecular function (GO): thioredoxin peroxidase activity
Source: RefSeq, a predicted model, not a curated record
CACUAGUGUAGGUAACAGUGCGGUAAAGUUACACUGGCAACCGGCUUGAGGUGUGUGUGGGUGUGUGUGAGAGAGAGAGAGAACGCAAACGCAGCACGCCUUUAAGUCAGCACGUCCUGCAAACCUACAGCAGGAUCCUACCCACCGCUAGCUAAGUUAUAUAGCCACAAUGCUUUCCAUCACAGCCACUGUCAUUAAACGCACCCGUGUCCUCCAGCGCGUCAGGCUGCUACACACUUCUGCCACAGCCAAAAUGCCCAUUCAGGUUGGCGAACAGCUCCCCGCAGUGGAGGUCCAGGAGGGGGAGCCAGGAAAUAAGGUGUCCAUGGAUCAGCUCUUCAAGGGGAAGAAGGGAGUCCUCUUCGCUGUACCUGGAGCCUUUACCCCGGGAUGUUCCAAGACGCACCUCCCAGGUUUUGUGCAGCAGGCUGAGGACUUGAGGGGUAAAGGUAUCCAGGAGGUUGCUUGCAUUUCUGUCAAUGACGCGUUUGUCAUGGCUGCCUGGGGAAAGGAGCACGGAACAGAUGGCAAGGUUCGAAUGCUGGCUGAUCCAACUGGCGCUUUCACAAAGGCAGUGGACCUGCUGCUUGACAGUGAUCAGAUUGUGCAGGUACUUGGGAACAAGCGAUCCAAGAGAUAUUCUAUGCUGGUGGAAGAUGGAGUUGUUAAGAAGAUCAAUGUGGAGCCUGAUGGCACUGGGCUGACCUGCAGCCUGGCUCCUAACAUUCUGUCUGAGCUGUAGGCUCAUUCAGAGUGUAUUAACCCAAAAUACAAGCACUCCUUUUCCUGUAAAAGUUGCACUAUCACAGCCCAAUACCAACCUGUAACAGCCCUCUCCUUUUUCCCAAACACGGAUGCAAAAACCACAUGGAUGCUAGUGUCGAAAACAGAGCUUGAAAGUAAUUAAUGCGCACAAAUACAGCAUGAAUGGCAGUCCAAAGGAAAAAGUGUUAUCCUCUGUAUACUGAUACUUGUGAGUUAAUAAAAGUCACCUUGAAAGCAAUAA